AUGGCUCAGCAGAUAUACAAUGAGUAUGCGGACUCGGCUUGCCUCCCAUCUUUUUUGAAAGACUUGAAUCAAGUACCGUCAACCUCUAAGGACUUUCAUCAAAGGCCUUUACCAACUUGCACUACUCAUGUUGGGCUCGAUAUAUUCCAACAAACGCAAACACCCGAGUUCUUUCGAGCCGUAGCAGAAGCUAUGGAGCUCCGACAGACCUAUCUACGUGACGGUUGUAUCUUCAUCAAAGGAGAAGAUUUGAUCCCCAUUCUACUGGGAAUUGGUGCCAAAGAAGAAGACUUCAACAAGCUCAGGAAAGUGAGCCAUUAUUUGGAUCCAGAUCCAACGGUGAACUAUCGGACGCUGAAAAGCGGAAGAUUCUCAGUGGAUAUGAGCGCUGGAACCAUCGAGAGACUCGAGAGACAGCCAUUUAUCUUGACCACUGUCGAAAACUACAAACGAAACGACUCCGACAUUCCUCGGGAUUUUGGAGACUUUGACGAAAAUCAUCAAGACAACACCGUCAUCCAGGCCAUGGUGGUUCUUAAAGCUUGGAUCACUCAAAACAUCCCCGUACUGCCUCGCCCUGGUCUAGACUACGAAAAAGACACGGUUCUCACGGAGAUCUUCAAUGUUCAUACCUUCACCGAUCAAGGAAUUCAGGGAUACCCGGCGCUUGAAGGUGUUCACCAGGACGGAUCCGAUCAUACUAUGACUGUGAUACUUGGAGCUUCCAAUAUUACCCCUGACUCCGGGAUUACCUUUGUUCAUGCUCGAGAUGAAAUAACGGGCGUUCAACACUCUGAAACGAGGAUGGAAUUGCUGAAAGGCCGAUAUCAACACCGGGACUUCCUCGAUACGUUGCUCUUCAAGGACAACAGCACCAAACACAGUGUUACCCCGGUUUAUGCACUGGACAAAAGCCAGCCUUCAUACAGAGACAUGUUUGUCAUAUUUUCGCGAAAGCCCAGGAGUGAAACCCAUUUGUCUGGACAACCAGACUCUUUGAAAGCACACGAGAAGUUCAAACUCAAGUUCCCAAUCUGGCUUCCGCCCCUGCCAGAGUCUCACACCAAUGCUCAGCCUCAUUCUGAGAGCCAAAGCCCAUUUUCAAAGAAAGAAGGGUUUUCUACGCUCAUGUCGCCUGAUAGUGAGGUGUUGUCUUCUCGGGCUGGAAAGAUCGGAGCACCUGUUCUUGUCGGUUCCUGA
Penicillium brevicompactum is the source of this 1200-nucleotide messenger RNA. RefSeq lists its product as uncharacterized. Gene Ontology annotation, molecular function: dioxygenase activity. The coding region runs from base 1 to 1200 and encodes 399 amino acids. The transcript has a single exon. NCBI's taxonomy places the organism in Eukaryota, Fungi, Ascomycota, Eurotiomycetes, Eurotiales, Aspergillaceae. The record is from RefSeq and is a predicted model, not a curated record.